This is a messenger RNA of Penicillium nucicola, 198 nucleotides long. RefSeq lists its product as uncharacterized. The coding region runs from base 1 to 198 and encodes 65 amino acids. The transcript has a single exon. The record is from RefSeq and is a predicted model, not a curated record. Lineage: Eukaryota; Fungi; Ascomycota; Eurotiomycetes; Eurotiales; Aspergillaceae.
AUGGGUAGCUUGUGUUCGUCUGAAGGCUGGAAAAGUUGGGAGGGAGAAGCAGUCGAGGUCAAAAUGCAGAGAAAACGGUCAACGGUGCAGCCGUUGAAAUUCAAAUCUACUGGACUCUACAAUGGAAAACAGAUCACCAAGCUGCCCUUGGCGGACGCUGCAAAUGUAUUCUCCUUCAACGUGCUCCCUGUAGUGUAG